AUGACUUUAGGCGAUGCGUUUCGGUACCGGCCAGACGGUGUUCUUUUCAUGACUUCGACCGCAUACAACCAGAUCUACGGAGCCAAGAAAAACAAUGUCAAGAAAUCGAAAUUCUAUAAAUCGUUUCAGCGUAACAAGCAUUUUCCAAACGUUCUAACUACUACGGAUGAAGCUGCUCACGCGAAGACACGCAAGGUUCUGAAUUCUGUCUUCUCUGCCGAGACUGUGCAGUCAGCGGAAGCUUUCAUCAUCAAGCAUGUCGACCGGUGGUGUGAGAUUGUUAGUGAAGGUUCAACAGAAUGGACGGAACCGAAGAAUGUCUCGGCACAGAUUGACUUUAUGACUUUUGAUAUUAUGGGAGAUUUGGCUUUUGGGGUAGACUUUGGGACUCAAGAGGCGGAGGAAAAUCCAAUGAAAGCGAUUCCAGAGACCAUACAUGGGUUCUUGAAAAGAUUGAAUACGAUCGGGCACUCUCCCCUCCUUGGACUAUUCGUGUGGUUAAAACCAUUAGGUCUCGACGUCCUCCUCCAGGCCACGGCCCCAAAGAGCGUCAAAGAUUACUACAAAUUCCUCGACUCCAGCGUCGGUGAACGCAUCAAGCAAGAAGACAUCAUCGCAUCCCGCAAAGACGGUGACUCAAAAGACAUCCGCCGAGAUCUAUUCCAUAGUCUCUACUCCUCCAAAGACCCCGAAACCGGCGCCCCAUCCUUCAGCCACGCGCACCUCCGUUCAGAAGCCUCUGUCCUGGUCGUCGCGGGCGCAGAUACGACUGCAGCUGCUAUGUCCGCGAUUCUCUUCUAUCUUACGAGGAAUGAGCGCGCGUAUAAGAAAGUUGAGGAGGAGGUUCGAAGUACAUUCACUUCUGUAGAUGAAAUCCGCAGCGGCGCGAAGCUAUCAUCAUGUCGCUACCUACGCGCUUGUAUCAAUGAAUCUCAACGCAUGUCACCUAGCGGCCUCACCGAAGCACCCCGUGAAGUCCUCAAGGGCGGACUAGAAGUUGACGGUACGUUGCUGCCCGCAGGCACAACAGUAGGAUGUGCAGCCUGGGCGCUCUCGCAUAGCGAAGAAGCGUACGAUGACCCAUGGGUUUAUCGACCUGAACGCUGGAUCGUUGACCCUGCUACGGGUGUCACCACGGAAGAUGUAGCCAGGGCUGGGAGCUUGGUUCAUCCGUUUUUGAUUGGGCCGGGGAAUUGUGUUGGGCAGAAGGUGGCGAUGAUGGAGUUGCUGAUUUUUGUGGGGAGGGUGGUUUGGAGGAUGGAUUUGAAGGCUGGUGAUGGGAAAGAGGAGACUUAUGGUGGCGGGCAGAGGAACAAGGGGUGGGGAGAGAGGUAUAGGGGGAGUUUUAAGGUUAGGGAUGCUUAUAUUACGUUGAAGGAUGGACCUGUUUUGAGGGUUAGGGAGAGGAGUUUGUAG
Glarea lozoyensis ATCC 20868 is the source of this 1416-nucleotide messenger RNA. RefSeq names its product Cytochrome P450. The coding region runs from base 1 to 1416 and encodes 471 amino acids. The transcript has 2 exons. Lineage: Eukaryota; Fungi; Ascomycota; Leotiomycetes; Helotiales; Helotiaceae. The record is from RefSeq and is a predicted model, not a curated record. Gene Ontology annotation, molecular function: oxidoreductase activity, acting on paired donors, with incorporation or reduction of molecular oxygen; iron ion binding; monooxygenase activity.